UCAACGGUGCUUAGACCGGGACCAUGGAGCCCAGUGUCCUGCUCCUUCUUGCCCUCCUCCUGGGCUUCUUGCUACUCUUAGUCAGGGGUCACCCAAAGACCCAUGGCCACCUGCCACCAGGGCCUCGUCCCCUCCCCAUCUUGGGGAACCUCUUACAGAUGGACAGAGGCGGCCUCCUCAACUCCUUCAUGCAGCUUCGAGAAAAAUAUGGAGAUGUGUUCACAGUGCACCUGGGACCGAGGCCUGUGGUCAUUUUGUGUGGGACAGAGGCCAUUAGGGAGGCCCUGGUGGACCACGCUGAGGCUUUCUCUGGCCGGGGGACAAUUGCUGUGGUUGAGCCUGUCUUUCAGGAGUAUGGUGUGAUCUUUUCCAAUGGGGAACGCUGGAAGGCUCUCCGGCGAUUCUCUCUAGCAACCAUGAGGGACUUUGGGAUGGGGAAGCGAAGUGUGGAGGAGCGGAUUCAGGAGGAGGCCCAAUGUCUGGUGGAAGAGCUGAGGAAAUCCCAGGGAGCCCCCCUGGACACCACCUUCCUCUUCCAGUGCAUCACAGCCAACAUCAUCUGCUCCAUUGUCUUUGGAGAGCGCUUUGACUACAAAGACCGCCAGUUCCUGCGCCUGCUGGAACUGUUCUAUUGCACCUUUUCGCUCAUAAGCUCAUUCUCCAGCCAGGUGUUUGAGCUCUUCUCUGGAUUCCUGAAGUACUUUCCUGGGACCCACAGACAAAUCUCUAAAAACCUGCAGGAAAUCCUUGAAUACAUUGGCCAUAAUGUGGAGAAGCACAGGGCAACUUUGGACCCCAGUGCUCCACGAGACUUCAUCGAUACCUACCUUCUACGCAUGGAGAAGGAGAAGUCCAACCAACACACGGAAUUCCACCACCAGAACCUUGUGAUCUCCGUGCUCUCUCUCUUCUUUGCUGGCACUGAGACCAGCAGCACCACACUCCGCUAUGGCUUCCUGCUCAUGCUCAAGUUCCCCCAUGUAGCAGAGAAAGUCCAAAAGGAGAUCGAUCAGGUGAUCGGCUCACACCGCCCUCCAACCCUUGAUGACCGCAUCAAAAUGCCAUACACUGAGGCAGUCAUCCAUGAGAUUCAGAGAUUUGCAGACCUCAUCCCAAUUGGAGUGCCACACAGAGUCAUCAAAGACACAGAGUUCCGUGGGUACCUGCUCCCCAAGAACACUGAAGUGUACCCCAUCCUGAGUUCAGCUCUCCAUGACCCUCGGUUCUUUGAACAGCCAGAUACCUUCAAUCCUGACCACUUCCUGGAUGCCAAUGGGGCACUGAAGAAAAAUGAAGCUUUUAUGCCCUUCUCCACAGGAAAGCGCAUUUGUCUUGGCGAAGGCAUUGCCCGCAAUGAAUUGUUCCUGUUCUUCACCACCAUCCUCCAGAACUUCUCUGUGUCCAGCGCCAUGGCUCCUAAGGACAUUGACCUCACUCCCAAGGAGUGUGGCAUUGGCAGAAUACCCCCAACAUACCAAAUCUGCUUCUUGGCCCGCUGACUGUGGGCAGGUGUCCUAACUUCAGUAGAGAAUGGCACCAUCUUUCUGUCUCUGAGAGACCUGCAGGAAACCAGACCCUAGUGCAUUGCUCAUAUCCUUCUAACGCCUGUGGCUUCUCCAAAGCUCCAAUGUGUUCUUCUCUGUGUGAAUAGCACUUGAGAAAUCAAUCCAGUGCCUUUCUUGUUGUGUGAACAUAAAUUUCUGGAGACCACGUCACAUGCUGAGUUACUUCUUGGUUUCUCCCAAUAGCUGCAGUCCCCAUUUAUCAACUUGCUGUGCUUUAUGAUCUGUGCUAAUGGACUCUGUACAUGGUCCCAAUUCUGUGUCUACAGACUUGCCUAAUAUGUAUGGUUCAUGUAAAUAGAAUCACAUAGUGUGUGAUC
This is a messenger RNA of Psammomys obesus (fat sand rat), 1882 nucleotides long. Its product is annotated as cytochrome P450 2B1. The transcript is spliced from 9 exons. The record is from RefSeq and is a predicted model, not a curated record. Bases 24 to 1499 code for a protein of 491 amino acids. Gene Ontology annotation, cellular component: intracellular membrane-bounded organelle; cytoplasm. Gene Ontology annotation, biological process: xenobiotic metabolic process. Lineage: Eukaryota; Metazoa; Chordata; Mammalia; Rodentia; Muridae. Gene Ontology annotation, molecular function: oxidoreductase activity, acting on paired donors, with incorporation or reduction of molecular oxygen, reduced flavin or flavoprotein as one donor, and incorporation of one atom of oxygen; iron ion binding; heme binding.